Messenger RNA from Cordyceps fumosorosea ARSEF 2679, 291 nucleotides. RefSeq lists its product as hypothetical. The coding region runs from base 1 to 291 and encodes 96 amino acids. The record is from RefSeq and is a predicted model, not a curated record. Lineage: Eukaryota; Fungi; Ascomycota; Sordariomycetes; Hypocreales; Cordycipitaceae. The transcript has a single exon.
AUGGCGGCUACCCUGGAGACAAUGCCCACCGAAGAGCCGGCAGCUCGGGCGCCGGUUACCCUCGAGCGCAUGCGGCCCGUGAGCCAGACGGUUGAGUGCCCGCACUGUGGAAAGGUGGUGAAAACGACCGUCGAGGGUCGCGGGAAGGGUAUGCAGCGCUUCAUGGAUAUCAUGUUCUGGCCUUUGCCUGGCCGUCGAAACUGGUGGGAGACUACCACCUGGCGUUGUGGUGAUUGUGCGGCAGCGCUGGCAUCGCAAAAAAAUGGCAAGGAUAUCAAGGUGCUUAAAUGA